Messenger RNA from Stegodyphus dumicola, 571 nucleotides. RefSeq lists its product as uncharacterized. Lineage: Eukaryota; Metazoa; Arthropoda; Arachnida; Araneae; Eresidae. The record is from RefSeq and is a predicted model, not a curated record.
CAUGUAAACAACCUUUCGUUGAACAUUUCCUGCAUCUCUCGCACCCCUGAAUUUUCAAGGUUGUCAAAAGGUAUAUAAACUUAUACCUGAGAUUAUGAAGAUAUUACUCAUCCUUGUUGUUAGCCUAGCUUAGCUACAUCUGAAAAUGAUUAAGAUCGCCGUCUUUUUUGCUGUUGUUGCAGCUGCUCAUGCCGCAACUCUAGUUGCACCUGGACUGUGGAAUUCUGGAAUUUUGGUCCCGUCAGCUGUCUCCACUAGCUCUGUUGUCGGCAUUCCCGGUGCCAUAACCACCGAGAGAAGGGUGAUUGGAACAACCGGACUUUGGGGUGGAUCUCCCUUGCUUCUUAGUAAUGGGAUCAUUGGAAAUGGCAUUAUCGGAGCUUCUCCUCUGAGUCUCAGCAGUGGAAUCAUCUCUCCACUUGGCAUUCCUAACGCUGGAAUAAUUGCUUCACCUGGAGUGGUCAAAACAAUUCUUAAAUGAAAGCUAGCUACUGAUUGCUCAAUUUAAUUUUGUUCAUGUUACCUUUCGAAAAUAAUAAUAAAUUGUUUUAAUACUUCAUUUUAAAAAUUA